AAGAAGAAAAUAAGCCUAGAUUUAUUAAAUUAGUCUUAUUAGAUAUUGCGAUUCAUUUGGUUUUUACAUCAGUUUAUACAGGACAAAUUGGAAAUCUGAUUGGAAUUACACCAUGGGUUGUAGUGCUAUCUAAUAGAAAUAAAGAUAAUGAAGAAUUAGAUGUUAUACAAUCAAUGGUUCAACAUUAUAAAAUUACUGUUGCUGGUAGAAAAAGUUUACUAACUCCUAUAAUUUCAAAAAUGAGAUUACAUUUUUUUCUCGUUAGAAUUUGUGAUAAAGAUUUGGCAAGAAAAAUACAAAAUGAUAUAACUCCUGAAGAAAUUCUUGUAGAUCUAGAUAAAUUGGAUGAACCAGAAUUGAAAGAUCAUUUUCAAAUCCUAGCUAAAUAUUAUAGAGAAAUUAAAUGUGAUAAAACAGGAUGUUUACUAAAAGACUAG
This is a messenger RNA of Racocetra persica, 437 nucleotides long. The record is from the annotation of a GenBank genome assembly. Lineage: Eukaryota; Fungi; Glomeromycota; Glomeromycetes; Diversisporales; Gigasporaceae.